Juglans microcarpa x Juglans regia is the source of this 2615-nucleotide messenger RNA. Its product is annotated as pentatricopeptide repeat-containing protein At4g20740. The transcript has 2 exons. Gene Ontology annotation, molecular function: protein binding. Lineage: Eukaryota; Viridiplantae; Streptophyta; Magnoliopsida; Fagales; Juglandaceae. The record is from RefSeq and is a predicted model, not a curated record. The coding region runs from base 222 to 2396 and encodes 724 amino acids.
ACUACGGACCAACAUCGUUUCUUCCUCGUACUGUAGAGAGAGAGAGAGAGAGAGAGAGAGUAAGCAAGACGGAGAGUAUAAGCUUGGAGUUGGACGUUGUCAUUCUUCGGAAUGGAGGAGACGACGGGACACGAACAAGUGAACGAAGAGCAAGGAACAGAAGCUGAAGCUUAAGCUGAGAUUGGACUAACGAAAAGGAAAGGCUUUACCCCCGAAAAAUAAUGCCGCCUCAAUCCCCACCUCCCAAACCCCACAAUUACUACUUCUUCUACGGCCACCGCAAGCCCUCCCAGAACCGUCCCGUCGUCCGCGGUGGCCUCUUCUCCAAUCGCCAAUCCCUCUCCCGGACCCAACCCCAACCCCAGCCCCAGCCCCAGCCGUUUCACCUUGAGAACUGGGACCCUCACUCCCUCCUCCAUGGAUCCCCCCCGUCCGCUUCUCCUCCUUCCCCUCCCCAAAACUUCUUCUCCUCCUCCCUCCGCCUCUCCCCUAUCGCCCGAUUCAUUUCCGACUCCUUCCGCAAGAACCACUUCAGCUGGGGCCCACCCGUCGUCUCCGAGCUCAACAAGCUCCGCCGCGUCACCCCCAGCCUCGUUGCCGAGGUGCUCAAAGUCCAAACCGACCCCACCCUAGCCUCCAAUUUCUUCCAUUGGGCAGGUAAGCAGAAAGGCUUUAAGCAUAAUUUCGCUUCCUACAAUGCUUUUGCCUAUUGUUUAAACCGUAACAAUCGAUUUCGCGCCGCCGAUCAAUUGCCCGAGUUGAUGGAAUCCCAAGGCAAGCCACCUACCGAGAAACAAUUUGAAAUCUUGAUCAGAAUGCACUCGGAUGCCAAUAGGGGUCUUCGGGUUUACUACAUUUAUCAGAAAAUGAAGAAAUUUGGGGUCAAACCUAGAGUUUUUCUGUACAAUAGGAUUAUCGAUGCAUUAGUUAAAACCGAUCAUCUAGAUUUAGCGUUAUCGGUUUAUGAGGACUUCAGGAAUGACGGUUUGGAUGAAGAGAGUGUUACUUUCAUGAUUUUGAUAAAAGGGUUGUGUAGAGCAGGGCGAAUAAACGAAAUGCUGGAAGUUUUGGGGAGAAUGAGGACCAAUUUGUGCAAGCCUGACGUCUUUGCGUACACAGCCAUGGUGAAGGUUUUGGUUUCAGAGGGGAAUUUGGAUGGCUGUUUGACCGUUUGGGAGGAAAUGAGAAGGGACAAGGUGGAGCCUGACGUGAUGGCGUAUGCCACUUUGGUUACAGGAUUGUGCAAAGGUGGGAGGGGGGAGAGAGCUUAUAAGUUUUUCAAGGAGAUGAAGGAGAAGGGCUGUUUGAUUGAUAGAGUGAUAUAUCGGUCUUUGGUUGAGGCAUUUGUGAUGGACGGAAAGAUAGGGUUCGCAUGUGGCUUGUUGAAGGACUUGGUGGAUUCUGGGUAUAGGGCUGAUUUGGAGAUCUAUAAUUCGCUUAUUGAGGGUUUGUGUGGUGUGAAGCACGUUGAUAAGGCUUACAAGCUUUUUCAAGUCACUGUGCAGGAGGGUCUUGAGCCAGACUUUGCGACUGUGAAUCCUAUGUUGGUAUCAUAUGCUGAGAUGAGUAGGAUGGACGACUUUUGCAAGUUGCUCACUCAAAUGCAGAAAUUAAGAUCUUCUGUCAUCGAUGAUCUUUCUAAAUUCUUUAUGUUUAUGGUUGGGAAGGCGGAGAGGACGCUGAUGGCCGUAGAAGUGUUUGAAGACUUGAAAGGAAAAGGUUAUUGUAGCGUUUCAAUCUAUAAUAUUCUUAUGGAGGCUCUUCACAAGAGUGGGGAGGCCAAAAAGGCAUUAUCACUCUUUGAUGAGAUAAAGAAAUCAACCUUUGAACCUGACUCAUCGACCUAUAGUAUUGCAAUUGUGUGCUUUAUUGAGGUUGAUGAUAUUAAAGAGUCAUGUGCAUGUUACAAUAAAAUCACAGAGUUGUCUUCGGUCCCUUCUGUUGCUGCUUAUCGUGCUCUUGCUAAAGGGCUCUGCAAAACUGGAGAAAUUGAUGCAGCUCUGAUGCUUGUUCGUGACUGCUUAGCCAACAUUACAAGUGGUCCUAUGGAGUUUAAGUAUACUCUUACCAUUCUUCAUGCAUGUAAAUCAGGUGAUGCUGAGAUGGUGGUUGAGGUACUGAAUGAAAUGAUGCAACAGAGAUGUCCUCCAGAUGAUGUUAUAUACUCCGCUAUCAUUUCUGGCAUGUGUAAGCAUGGGACUAUAGAAGAGGCAAGGAAAGUUUUCUCGAAUUUGAAAGACCGCAAGCUGUUAACAGAAGCCAAUAUGAUUGUGUAUGAUGAAAUACUAGUUGAACAUAUGAAGAAGAAGGCAGCCGACUUGGUGGUGUGUGGAUUGAAGUUUUUUGGUCUAGAGUCCAAGCUGAAAGCAAAGGGUUGUAGAGUGCUGUCAAGUUGAAAAAUUGCACUCAGUUGCUCUACCGAUUUCCUUCUCUGCAGAAAGUGGCUCAUGGAUUGGGGGUUCUCCAUUGCAGUGUUUAUGACCAGCUUCCGUUUAUCACUUCUCAGAAGCAAAACAAAGUUGAAGAGAACCCUUGUGGUCCUUCUAGAUAAGAACUUAAAAGACGGGAUUUCCACAAUGGCUGCAAAUCCUUGUGACAUGAUUUGUAACAAAAGU